Telopea speciosissima is the source of this 3357-nucleotide messenger RNA. Its product is annotated as probable sucrose-phosphate synthase 1. The transcript has 14 exons. Lineage: Eukaryota; Viridiplantae; Streptophyta; Magnoliopsida; Proteales; Proteaceae. The coding region runs from base 120 to 3305 and encodes 1061 amino acids. Gene Ontology annotation, molecular function: sucrose-phosphate synthase activity. The record is from RefSeq and is a predicted model, not a curated record. Gene Ontology annotation, biological process: sucrose metabolic process.
GUCCGAUACAACCAGAAAAUCCAGAACUAGAAACGUAGUAAGAUAACAGUUUAGUUCGUUCUCGAUACUCGUUGUCUUCCUCUCUGGUACAUUUCGAGCUGAAAGCAAAGAAACCAUCAAUGGCGGGAAACGACUGGAUUAAUAGUUACCUGGAAGCGAUUCUCGAUGUUGGACCAGGACUCGACAACCCCAAGUCAUCGUUGCUGUUGAGGGAGAGAGGCAGAUUCAGUCCCACUCGAUACUUCAUCGAGGAAGUCAUUACUGGUUUCGAUGAGACCGAUCUCUACCGCUCAUGGGUUCGGGCAUCGGCGACAAAGAGUCCGCAGGAGAGGAAUACGAGAUUGGAGAAUAUGUGUUGGAGAGUUUGGAAUUUGGCACGGCAGAAGAAGCAGCUUGAAGGAGAGGAGGCUCAGCGUAUGGCCAAACGUCAUCUUGAGCGUGAAAAAGGUCGCAGAGAGGCAAUUGCUGAUAUGUCGGAAGACUUGUCAGAAGGAGAAAAAGGAGAUGUCGUCAGUGAAUUGUCAGCUCAUGGUGAAAGCAACAGAGGCAGAAUGCGUAGAAUCAGUUCCGUAGAUGUUAUGGAGACCUGGGCUAGUCAACAAAAGGAAAAGAAAUUGUACCUUGUGUUGAUUAGCCUCCAUGGCCUAAUACGGGGUGAAAAUAUGGAGCUUGGCCGUGAUUCUGAUACCGGUGGUCAGGUUAAAUAUGUUGUGGAACUUGCAAGGGCUUUAGGCACAAUGCCAGGAGUUUAUCGGGUUGAUUUGUUAACGAGACAAGUAGCGGCACCUGAUGUAGAUUGGAGUUAUGGUGAACCAACAGAGAUGCUGACACCGAGAAACUCUGAUGGUUUCACAGAUGACAUGGGAGAGAGCAGUGGUGCUUAUAUUGUCCGUAUACCAUGUGGGCCAAGGGAUAAAUAUAUUGAAAAGGAACUUUUGUGGCCCCACAUUCCUGAAUUUGUUGAUGGUGCUCUUAACCAUAUACUACAGAUGUCAAAGGUUCUAGGAGAACAGAUUGGAGGUGGGCAACCAGUCUGGCCCGCUGCCAUCCAUGGGCAUUAUGCAGAUGCGGGUGAUUCUGCUGCUCUUCUGUCUGGGGCUUUGAAUGUUCCGAUGCUUUUAACUGGCCACUCACUUGGUCGGGAUAAGCUUGAACAACUUCUGAAACAAGGGCGCAUGUCCAAGGAUGAAAUAAAUUCCACAUACAAAAUAAUGCGUCGGAUAGAGGGUGAAGAGAUAUCUCUUGAUGCAUCUGAAAUAGUAAUCACUAGUACAAAACAGGAGAUAGAAGAGCAAUGGCGUUUGUAUGAUGGUUUUGAUCCGAUACUAGAGCGCAAACUGCGAGCAAGGAUCAAGCGUAAUGUUAGCUGUUUUGGCAGGUUCAUGCCUCGGAUGGUUGUUAUUCCUCCUGGAAUGGAGUUCCAUCAUAUUGUUCCACAUGAUGGUGAUAUGGACGGUGAAACAGAAGGAAAUGAAGAUAAUUCAUCUUCUCCAGAUCCACCCAUUUGGCCAGAGAUAAUGCGCUUCUUUACCAACCCACGCAAGCCUAUGAUACUUGCCCUUGCUAGACCGGACCCUAAAAAGAACAUUACAACUUUGGUCAAAGCCUUUGGAGAAUGUCGCCCAUUAAGGGAGCUUGCUAAUCUCACAUUAAUAAUGGGGAAUAGAGAUUCUAUUGAUGAAAUGUCCAGCACGAAUGCAUCUGUUCUUUUGACAAUCAUUAAGCUGAUUGACAAAUAUGAUAUGUAUGGUCAAGUAGCGUAUCCUAAACACCACAAACAAUCUGAUGUUCCUGACAUUUACCGUCUGGCUGCAAAGACAAAGGGUGUUUUCAUCAAUCCGGCUUUUAUUGAGCCAUUUGGCCUUACUUUGAUAGAGGCUGCAGCUUAUGGUUUGCCUAUUGUCGCCACAAAAAAUGGUGGUCCUGUUGAUAUACAUCGGGUUCUUGAUAAUGGUCUCCUUGUUGAUCCUCAUAAUCAGCAGUCUAUAGCUGAUGCUCUUCUGAAGCUUGUUGCGGAUAAGCAACUCUGGGCAAAAUGUCGCCAGAAUGGAUUGAAAAAUAUUCACCUUUUCUCAUGGCCAGAACAUUGUAAGAAUUACCUAUCUCGGAUUGCCAGUUGUAGGACAAGGCACCCACAAUGGCAGAGAAAUGAUGAUGAAAAUGAAAGUUCAGACUCAGAUUCACAAGGUGAUUCCCUGAGAGAUAUCCAGGAUCUAUCUCUGAACCUAAAGCUUUCAUUGGAUGGUGAAAAAAACGAAGAUAGUGCCAUUCUUGAUAGUGCUUUAGAUUCUGAAGAAACUUCUGAUGACCGGAAGAGUAAGUUAGAGAAUGCUGUUUUGACAUGGUCAAAGGGUGUUCUAGGAGAGACAAACAAGGCUGGGAACACUGAGAAAGCAGACCAGAAUUCCAUGGUUAGUAAAUUCCUAGCAUUGAGAAAGAGGAAACACAUUUUUGUCAUUGCUGUGGACUCUGAUACUAGCACAGAGCUACUUGAAUACAUUCAAAAGGUUUUUGAGGCUGCAAGGACGGCUAGAGCUUCUGGCUCUGUAGGGUUCAUACUGUCAACAGCACUGACCAUAUCUGAGAUACAAACUCUUCUCCUCUCAGGAGGCCUGAGUGCAACUGAUUUUGAUGCUUUCAUCUGUAACAGCGGUAGUGAAAUUUACUAUCCAUCUUCAAGUUCUGGGGGUCGCUCUGAGUUUCCUUUUGUAGUUGACUCAGAUUAUCAUUUGCAUAUUGAAUACCGUUGGGAUGGAGAAUGGUUGAGAAAGACAUUGGUCCGUUGGGCUGCUUCAAUUGUUGAUAAGAAGGGAAAAACUGAAGAACAGAUUGUUACAGAAGAUGAACAGCGUUCAACCUCAUAUUGCUAUGCAUUUAAUGUGAAAAACCCAGAAUUGGUCCCUCCUGUCAAGGAGCUCCGGAAAUUGUUGAGAAUUCAGGCUCUUCGGUGUCAUGUUAUAUACUGUCAAAAUGGCACAAAGCUGCAUGCAAUUCCUGUACUGGCUUCUCGUUCUCAGGCCCUGAGGUAUCUAUAUGUUCGAUGGGGUGUGGAGUUAUCAAAUAUGGUUGUUUUCGUGGGAGAAUAUGGGGACACAGAUUAUGUAGGAUUGAUUGGUGGGGUCCACAAGACUAUUAUAUUCAAGGGUGUCUGCAGCAGUGCGUCUGCCCUGCUUCAUUCAAGCAUAACCUACCCACUUGAAGAUGUUGUGCCUGUCGACAGUCCAAAUAUUGUUCAGACUACUGAGCAGUGCAGCAGUAAUGACAUACGAGUGUCACUGGGUAAACUUGGGGUUCUCAAGGCCUAGAAGAGUAGAGACUACUCCAUCUGCUCCUCCUAUAUCUGGAUGUAGUUAGGUU